Messenger RNA from Loxodonta africana (African savanna elephant), 1726 nucleotides. RefSeq names its product serine protease 48 (gene PRSS48). The coding region runs from base 331 to 1287 and encodes 318 amino acids. The transcript is spliced from 6 exons. The record is from RefSeq and is a predicted model, not a curated record. NCBI's taxonomy places the organism in Eukaryota, Metazoa, Chordata, Mammalia, Proboscidea, Elephantidae. Gene Ontology annotation, molecular function: serine-type endopeptidase activity. Gene Ontology annotation, biological process: proteolysis.
UUCUCACACCUGCCCUAGGCAGGAAGCUGCUGCACCCACCCCCCACUACCCAUCCCCCACCCAACAGGCAGACACCAAGACGCCCGCUCUCCCCAGACAGCAGGGGGAGCCUCAGGCCCCAGCACCUCCCUCUGAGUCCUGCAGCUGUAUUUCUGAAGUCUGAUCCCUCAGAGUCUGGUGGCAGGCAAAGACUGAAGAAGAGAAAGGGUGAAGCAGAGGAAUCUAUCCAGGAGGAGAAGCCAGUUGGCCCCCUUCUGUGGUUCCCUGGCCUGCUCCUCCCUGGGGGCCUGAGUCCAAGAAACAGGACGUGCUGAUCCUGAAGACAGAGACAUGGGCCCUGCUGUGCACGCCCUCCUGCUGUCCCUUCUGCUGGGGAUCUCAGGGUCUUACCCAAGGCACUCUUCUUUCAAAGAGAAACAUCUGCAAUCUGUGUGUGGGCGACCUACAUACAGAAGCCGUAUUGUGGGUGGCCAGGAUGCUGUUGAGGGACACUGGCCUUGGCAGGUCAGCCUGCGCUUCGGCCAGACCCACAUCUGUGGAGGUUCCCUCAUCGCUGAGAAGUGGAUACUGACAGCAGCACACUGCUUACCAGCGACCUGGACUAUUUUUACAUACACUGUGUGGCUGGGAUCAAUUCAUGCAGACGAUUCAAGUCAAGGCUUGCAGUACCAUGUGUCCAAAAUCAUCAUCCACCCCAACUUCAAAGAAAGAACAGCAGACAUCGCUUUGUUGAAACUGUACUCCCGAGUCACCUUCACAUCUCUCAUCCUGCCCAUCUGCUUGCCCACUAUCAAAGAGCAUUUGACAAUUCCAGCCUCUUGCUGGGUGACUGGAUGGGGGGAAACAACAAAAACGAAUGGUACAGAUUUCUAUUCCACUCUCCAGGAAGCAGAAGUGCCCGUUAUUGACCGUCAGGCUUGUGAUCGACUCUACAACCCAGUUGGUAUCUUCCUUCCGGGUUCAGAGCCAGUCAUCAAAGAAGACAUGAUUUGUGCUGGUAAUACCGACAGUAUGAAGGACAGUUGCAAGGGUGAUUCUGGAGGGCCUCUGUCAUGUCUUAUUGACGAUGUGUGGAUCCAGAUAGGACUGGUGAGCUGGGGAGCAGGAUGUGGUCGAACUCUUCCUGGGGUCUACGCCAGUGUAAUCUACUACCAAAAAUGGAUUAAUGCCACCAUCUCAAGAGCUGAGGUUUUGCGUCCCAAGAAUCUGAACUUAACUAACUUCCUGCUCCCAACUGCACUGCUCCCUCUGACUCUCCUGGGACCCUUCCGCACCCUUUGGGCCUAAGAUGAUAUAAGGAGAGCAGGCAGUACAGCGGAGGCUGUCAGCUGAGUACAAGGCUGGGAAGGGAGUGCUCGGAGGGGCAGAGAACUCACAAAGGUCACUGGGAAUCCUGGAGGACUUCAUUAAAAUAAUUUGAAAAAAAUUUUUUUUUAACAUUCUUGACUCUGGAAGUGUGUUUUAGUGGUUGGAAUGUGAACAGCUGAGAAAUAAAGCUGCCACUUCUGUGCGUGGCCUUCUUUGUCCCUAACUAUGCAUCUAUAAAUAAUAAUAACACCUUUCAGUUGCCUACACUGUGUGUCUGUGUGUAUGACCCAAUCGGAAGUCUUAUCACUCCUUGUAAUUUUGAGGCAACUGGUACGUGUUUAUGCACACAGUUUACAUGGUACCCCCUUAUCCCCUCUAUGGAAAGUAUUUGUAGACACAAAUUAAAUGGCUUCUAGAG